AUGCGGGAGAUAUUUCGCGACAUGGGGAUUGUGUGUGUGGUGUGUGCGAAACGACAUGGUACGAUGUAUGGUGAGGAGAGGUGCCAGCUAACCUCUAUGUCUCAUCUAGCCAUGGAUCUCCUCCUCCUCUCCCUCCCACCACUCUUCCUCCUCCUCUACACCACCACCAAACACCUCCUCCACCACCUCCGCCACCACCCCCCCACCCCCUACCCCACCCUCCCCAUACUCGGCCACCUCUACUUCUUCACCAACCCCACCCUCCCCUUCCACCGCGCCCUCUCCCGCGUCUCCCGCCGCCACGGCCCCGCCCUCCUCCUCCAACUCGGCUCCCGCCCCGCCCUCGUCGUCUCCUCCCCCGCCGCGGCACGGCAAUGCCUCGCCCGAAACGACGUCGUCUUCGCCAGCCGCCCAACCCUCCUCAACGGCAAGCACUUCGGCUACAACUUCACCAGCCUCGCCUGGGCCCCCUACGGCGACCACUGGCGCAACCUCCGCCGCCUCUCCGCCGCCCACCUCCUCUCCGCCCGCAGCCUCGCCGCGGUCGCCGCCGUCCGGGCCGCCGAAGCCCGUGCCCUGGCCCGGAAACUCGGCGGCAUUGGCGGCGGCGAGGCGGUUGACAUGAUAGAGGCCUUCUUCGAGCAUGCGUAUAGGGUCGUGGCGGCGAUGAUCGCUGGCGCGGCGGCGGAGGACGGGGAGGCGGCGGCGUUCCGUGAGAUCGUGGCGGAGAUGGCGGCGGCGGCCGCGGCGGCGAAUGUUGUCGAUUUUGUGCCGGUUUUGGGGUGGUUUGGAUUCGGCGGUGUGGAGAGGAAGAUGAGGUUGGUGCAGGAGAAGCGCGACGGAUUUAUGGAGAAUUUCAUCGGAAAAUAUCGCCGCGGCGGCGGAAAUUUGAUCGGAAUUUUGCUGGAUUUGCAGAGAGCGGAGCCGGAGUAUUAUACAGAUGAAAUGAUCAGAAACCUAAUCUUGGUUUUAAUACAAGGAGCAACACACACUUCAGCAACCACAUUAGAAUGGGCCUUCUCCCUCCUCCUAGAAAAUCAAGACAACGUUCUAGCCAGAGCGAGGGGCGAAAUCGACGACGUCGUCGGAAAACGCCGCCUCCUCGACGGAUCCGACCUGCCCAGACUCCCGUACCUCGGAUGCAUCAUCAACGAGACGCUACGGAUGCAUCCGGCGGCCCCGCUCCUGACGCCGCACGUCUCGUCGGACGAGUGCCGCGUGGAGGGGUUCCACGUCCCCCGCGGCACCAUGCUGUUGGUGAACGCGUGGGAGAUCCACAACAAUCCUGAGACGUGGGAGGAUCCGGAAAAGUUCGUGCCCGAGAGGUUUGAGGGUGGGAAAGUGGAAUCCAGGACCGAAUUUGAAUUCGAAUUCCUGCCCUUUGGUCGGGGCAGGAGGGCCUGCCCCGGCCAGAGACUGGCUAUAGAAAUGGUUGGGGUGGCAUUGGGGUGUUUGAUACAAUGUUUUGAGUGGGAAAAGAUAGGUGAGAUUGAUAUGAAAGAAGGCAAAGGGGUUAUAACACCAAGGGUUCAACCCUUGAGAGCUAAAUUAAUCCCACGUCCAUUCCUUACCAACUUACUUGCUUGAAUUUUGGUCGACGUUUUCGUGAUUGAAAGGUCGUGAGUUUGAAUUUGAUCGACGUUUUCGUGAUUGAAAGUUCUUGAAUUUGAAUUUG
Molecule: messenger RNA, 1675 nt
Organism: Salvia miltiorrhiza (redroot sage)
Lineage: Eukaryota; Viridiplantae; Streptophyta; Magnoliopsida; Lamiales; Lamiaceae
Product: cytochrome P450 81Q32-like
Exons: 3
Coding region: 1-1587 (528 amino acids)
Molecular function (GO): heme binding; oxidoreductase activity, acting on paired donors, with incorporation or reduction of molecular oxygen; iron ion binding
Source: RefSeq, a predicted model, not a curated record